Messenger RNA from Chlamydomonas reinhardtii, 7618 nucleotides. RefSeq lists its product as uncharacterized. Gene Ontology annotation, cellular component: plasma membrane; voltage-gated sodium channel complex; voltage-gated calcium channel complex. The transcript is spliced from 29 exons. Lineage: Eukaryota; Viridiplantae; Chlorophyta; Chlorophyceae; Chlamydomonadales; Chlamydomonadaceae. Gene Ontology annotation, molecular function: voltage-gated sodium channel activity; voltage-gated calcium channel activity. The coding region runs from base 137 to 6898 and encodes 2253 amino acids. The record is from RefSeq and is a predicted model, not a curated record. Gene Ontology annotation, biological process: calcium ion transmembrane transport.
CGAAACCCAAACGACUCACAAAACAAAAGUAAGCCUUGGAAACACUUGUGUCGUUAGGUGGUGACAGUUAUGAGACUUCAACUCAAGGGCAACAUUUAUUUAGCAUGAGGCGAAGGGAAGGAGGGGGCCGCUAAGAAUGGGUUGGCAGAGCGUGCGAGAACGUCGCCAGGCCUUUGCGGAGGAGGUGGAAUCGGCUUCGAGUUCUUCUCGCAAAAACGAUGAGGUGGAAGAGGAAGAGCAGCAAGGCGAUGGAGCAGGAGCUCGCGGCUUCAAAGCGCUCGGGCUGGCGAUUGCGUUUGCGAACGCUCAAAGGCGGAGAGCCAGGGAGCGAGUGCAGAAGUCUAAUGUCGCUCAGGCGGGCGCGAACGAGCUGCGAAGUGAACUGCAGCGUGCAAUGUCGCCAGAAAAGGAGGACGAGUACGCGCCGCGCUCACUGUUCUGCUUGACCUUGCACAAUCCGUUGCGGAAGUUGGCGAUCCAAAUUACGGCACACCGCUACUACGAGUGGUUCACGUUGGGGUUGAUUGUGUGCUCCUGCACAACGCUGGCGAUGGACUCGACGCGGCAGGACUUCUCCCUGACGUCGCUGGGGAAGUCGCUACAGGACCUGGAGUAUGCGUGGGCCGGGCUCAUGUGCGCGGAGAUCCUCAUGCGCAUCGUGGCGCGCGGCCUCAUCCUGCCCCGCUCGGCCUUCCUGCGCUCGGGCUGGGGCCUCCUAGACGUGGUGGUGGUGGCGCUGGGCUUCCUGAACCUCAUGCCCGGCGCCAACAACUACUCGGCGGUGCGGGCGUUCCGCGUGCUGCGGCCGCUGCGCGCCGUGUCGCGUGUGCCCAAACUCAAGGUGCUGGUGGUGACGCUGCUGACGGCGCUGCCCAUGCUGCUGCACGUGGUCAUCUUGUGCACAAUUGUGUACUUCGCGUUCGGCAUCGUGGGUGUGGAGGUGUUCAUGGGCACUUACCGCUACCGUUGCGGCGUGCCGGACAUGAGCGGCGCCUACACGGGGACGUUGGAUGGCCAGGCAGCGCUGUUCAACGUGACCUACUUCGUGUCGGAUGAGGAGUCGUCGUACGCGUGCCGUGGGCCCAAGCUGAAUGACCCGGGGUGGCUGGUGCUGCCGGGUUCCACGCCCAACACCAGCCUCACCGUGGCGAGCGUGUUCGACACGGCGCAGGGGCGGCAGUGCGCGCCGGGGCUGUACUGCGUGCCCGACAUGAACCCCUCCUUCGGCUUCAUCAGCUUCGACCACAUCCUGUACGCCUGGCUGACCAUCUUCCAGAUCAUCAGCAUGGAGGGCUGGACGGACAUCAUGUACAUGGGCCAGGACGCGGUGGACUACUGGGUGUGGCCCUACUUCGUCAGCAUGAUCGUGCUGGGCUCGCUGUUCAUGAUGAACCUGGCGCUGGUGGUGCUGUACGUGCAGUUCACCAAGUCGGAGGCGGCGGUGCGCAACCAGCUGGAGGCGGACCGGCUGGGGCCGGACGCCUCGGCGCACGACGGCUCCACCAGCAGCGGCUCGGACGAGGAGGACGAGCUGGAGCGCAUGCACCGCCAGGUGGAGGAGGACGAGCUCAAGAAGCAGCAGCAAGAGGGGGAGGAGCAGAUACAAGGCUCGGCGGUGCUAAAGCACAUGUACGAAGGCGCUGCGGAGCAUGCGAGCGAGACCAUGCACCGCCUGCAGCGCUUGGCGCACGACAUGGCUCGCAGCCAGUGGCUGCACAACCUGACCGUGGUGUGCAUCCUCAUCAACACGCUCACCAUGUGCAUCAACUGGUACGGCAUUCCACACACACUGGAGAAUGCACUGAGCCUGGUCAACGCAGUGCUGACGCUGUACUUCGCGUUGGAGAUCAUCAUCAAGGUCACCGGCAUCGGGUGGCGCAGGUUCUUCCGCGAUGGCAUGAACACGUUUGAGCUGUUCGUGGUGAUUGCGUCCAUCAUUGAGGUCAUUGCGGAUCUGGUGCCCUCCAUCUCGGGCGUGGGGCCCCUGUCCGUGCUGCGCACGCUGCGCCUGCUGCGUCUGAUGCGCCUCAUCACGCGCUUUCCCGAGCUGCGCCGCGUCAUCCACACGCUGUUCAAGAGCGUGCUGUCGGUGGCGUGGAUGUCGCUACUGACGCUGCUGUUCCUGGUGAUCGCGGCAUUGCUGGGCAUGCAGAUCUUCGGCUAUAAGUUCAUGUUCUGUGACUAUGUCCCCGGCGCCGCCCCCAUCUGCCCGCUGGGCCAGCGCGUGUGGGGCCAGUGCCCCAACCACUUCUAUUGCUACGUACCCUGCCAGCCUGCCGAGACCGGCACUUGGCUCCAAGUGAACGGCAGCCGCUUUUUCGACAACGCCUACUGCCAGCGCUUCUGCAGCGACGGCAGCUACACGGGCGACGGCCGGCCGCUGAACGCGAGUGUGCCGGCGGGCGUGGAGUGCGAGUACGUGGCGGCGGUGGGGCAGUCGGACAUCUCGCCCAGCACCUUUGACAACUUUGGCGUCAGCCUGCUCACCGUGUUCCAACUGCUCACGGGCGAGAACUGGAACAACGUCAUGUACGACGGCAUGCGUACGAUGGGUGCGGCCACCGCGCUGUACUUCAUCUUCGUGAUCGUGGUGGGCAAUUACGUCGUGCUCAACCUCUUCAUCGCCAUUCUUCUGGAGAACUUCGCGGCCAACAUGGGCGACGGCGUCCAGGAGGUGGACAGCGACGACGAGGACUGGGGCGCGGUGGGGCGCACCGCCUCCUUCGUGAAGGAGGAGGCGCGCGCCGACCGGCUGUGGUACACCACCAUGUUUGGCAACCACAGGAUUGCGCCGGAGCCGGUGGCGGCGAGCGAACGCAGCAUGCACGGCGGCAAGAACUACCACGCGCGGGAGUACCAGCAGCAGGUCGAGAAGGCCAAGCAGGCGGCGUCGGGUGACGCGGAGGCGGACGCGAGCGCCGAGGCCUAUUUCCAGAAGCAGCUGGCGCGCACCGACACAGAGCUGGAACAGCGGCUGAACCAGGAGGAAUUCAUGAAGGGCCAGUCACUGUUCCUGUUCGGGCCCGACAGCAAGUUCAGGUGGAAGUGCCUGCGCAUAGUGACUUGGAAAUGGUUUGACAUGAUGAUCCUCACGCUGAUUGGGAUCUCAUCCAUCUGCCUCGCCAUUGACUCGCCGGCUCUUGAAGAGGAGCAUCCGGAGGUCACCAACGUCCUGCGAUACAUGGACCUAGUGUUCUCGAGUGUGUUCAUCAUCGAGGCCAUCCUCAAGAUCAUUUCGCUCGGCUUCUUGUUCAACGGCAAGACCUCCUACUUGCGCGACUGGUGGAACGUGCUGGACUUUCUGAUUGUGGCCUCCUCCAUCGCCAUGAUCGUCAUCCAAGCCACGUCGGCCAACGGGCAGAACCUGCAGAUGCUCCGCGCGCUGCGCACGCUGCGUGUGCUGCGCCCCCUGCGCGUGGCCUCCACCAGCGAGCAGCUGCGUGUUGUCAUCAUGGCGUUGUUCUCCUCGCUCAAGUCGCUGCUGUACGUGGGCGUGGUGUGCGCGCUCUUCUACCUGCUGUUCGGCAUCCUGGGCGUGAACCUGCUCAAGGGCGAGCUGCGCUACUGCACCGACGCCAUGGACGACUCCCAGCCGCUGCUGGACGCCUUCAACGUGAUGCCCGUCGGCAACUACAUCAACAAGACCUGGUGCGAUGCGGGGCUGCACGAGGUCAGCACGUCCUGGUACCACUCGCAGCUGAACGUCAGCUUCCCGGCGCCCGCGCUGUUGAGCACGGAGUGGCUCAACCCCGUGUUCCCCAACUUCGACCACCUGGGGCUCUCCGUGCUCACGCUGUUCGGCGUGGCUACCACGGAGCUGUGGGUCAACACCAUGAACUCGGCCAUGGCUGCCGUGGACCCGGAGCAGCAGCCGCGUGUGGACUACAACCCCGCCAUGUCGCUCUACUUCGUGGCCUUCCUGGUGGUGGGCAGCUUCCUGGUGCUCAACCUGCUGGUGGCGAUCACCAUUGAGAAGUUCAGCGAGCUGCAGAGCCGCCACCUGGGCUACAACCUGUUCCUCACGCCGCAGCAGCAGCAGUGGGUGGACGUGCAGCGCGUGCUGGGCGACACGCACCCCGAGCGCGUGCUGAGCCUGAUGCCCAACCUGCCCAAGUGGCGGCAGCGCGUGUUCGAGCUGGUCGCCAGCCGCCCCUUCAUGCUCGUAAUGCACAUGAUCGUGCUCCUCAACAUCAUUUUCAUGACGCUCACGCAUGCAGACAUGGGCGAGGACUGGGAGGAGAUGAAGUUCUGGGCCGACGUCACUUUCACCAUCCUGUUUGCGACCGAGGCUACGCUUCAGAUCAUCGGCCUGGGCUUCCGGCAAUACUUCACAGACUCCUGGUUUCAGCUACUAUUCAUGAUUGUACUCAUGUCCAUCUGCUUCAUAACGCUGGACGCGGUGGGCAUCGGCAGCUACGCGCUGGCGUCGCUGCUGCGCGUGCUGCGCGUGACGCGCUUCCUGCGCAUUAUAACCGCCGUGGAGGGACUGAACCAGUUGGUGCGCACGCUGUGGCUGGCGCUGCCCGCCAUCGGCAACGUCGGCAGCGUCAUGCUGCUCUUCUUCUUCAUCUGGGCAGUGCUGGGUAUGAACCUGUUCGCGGGCAUCAAACGUGGGCAGUACCUGACCCGGCAAAACAACUUCGACAAGUGGCCCAACAGCAUGAUGGCGCUGUUUCGUCAGAUCACAGGCGAGAGCUGGGACGGCGUGAUGAGUGACUGCAUGGUGACCUUGGACUGCAUGCUUCUCACGACCAACGUGACCCUGGCCGCCACCAAUGAGACGUUGCUGGCGGGCAGCUGGUUUGACAUGAACGCCGACAUCCUGAACGCGAUUCCCACCGAAGCCGUCGACAACCAGUGCACGCCCAAUGCGUUCGUGACGGUCCUGUUUUUUGUGUCCUUCGAGCUGCUGUGCGCCUACAUCAUCCUCAACAUUGUGGUGGCCAUUAUCUUGGAGGGCAUGAUCAACGACGAGGCCGAUGAGAUGCUGCCCGUGCCGCCCUCCAUGACGCAGCAGUACACCGCGGUGUGGUCGGAGCUGGACCCCAUGGCCACCGGGUACAUCCGGGCGCAGGACCUGCCCAUACUCAUCAUGGAGCUGGAGCCGCCGCUGGGCAACCGCGGCUGCGCCAGCAUGCGCGCCGGCGCGCAGGACAUCAUCAUGACCACCGACAUACCCAACCGCAAAAACAAGUUCCACUUCAUGGAGGUGCUUCACGCGCUGGCCGGCCGCAUCGCUGGCGCCGAGCUGCCUGACAUGACGGAGGACAAGACCUACGCCCGCCUAGCCCGGCACCUGCCCAAGGAGCCGCCGCACCCCAUCUACAACGCCGCGCACUUCCACGCGGCCAUGUACGUGGCGGCGUCAAUCAAGGGCUUCCUGUACCGAUACGAGCACCGGGAAGACCUGGCCGAGUUCUAUGCGCAGCUGGACGAGCUGGAGGCGGAGGAGGUCUUCCACCGGCGCUUCACAGGCACCGGCAGCGGCCGCGGCACCGGCAGCGGCAGCGGCGAGGGGCCAGCCAGCUACCCAGCUGCCAAGCCCCCGCACCAGUCCCUGUCGGGCGAGCUGCAGGCGCCGCGCCGCGCGUCCAUCCCGGAUGUGACCAACGGCGCCGCCGUCACGGCGUCCGACCUGUUGGGCGGCGUCGGCGGCAACGACGUCAUGAGCAGUGGGGAGCCGACCAUCAAGCCGCAGAACUUCCUCCAGGCGACCCUGGCACGCCUGGGUGUGGGGGCGAGAACAAAGAAGCCACUGCCGACGCAGCACAGCGACGGCACGCCGCCCGAGCAGCAGGCGCAGCGGCCGGACAGCGGUGGCAAGCACAAGGCGCAGCGCGAGAGCCGCGAGCGGGAGCGGGAGCGGGAGCGGGAGCGGGAGCGGGAGCGGGAGCGCGAGCGCGAGCGCGAGCGCAACCGUGACGGCGGCGGCGGCACCGGCGGGGAGCGCAGCGGCGGCAACAGCCGGCGCGCGUUCGGCCUCGGCGGACUGGUGAUGGGGUCCGACCACGAGGCGCACCUGGUCGGCAGCGGCCCCAGCGUGGGCGCCAGCCUCAGCCUGACCAGUGUGGCGCACCUGGAGGCGGCGCUGCAGCGCGCCGGCAGCAACCACCAGGAGGCCCUGGCCAAAGUGCUCAAGCGUGGCGAGGGCGUCGCCAGGCCGAUGAGCGCGCUGGGCCGCGGCCUAAUGAACGGUGGCGGCGGCGCUGGCGCCGCAAACGGUGGCGGCCGUGCGGUGGGGCGGCUGGCGCCGGCGCCGGAGGGGGUGGCGGCAGAGCCGUCUGGCGGCGUUCAGCCCUGGCAGACGACCUCAGUCCACAGCUUGCACCCGGUUAAGUCAGUAUCUGUGACCUGCAUUCGCAGUGGAGGCGGUGACGGUGGUGUUGACAGUGAGCCAACCACGCCACGGCGCUCGCAGCCGGUGGCGGAAGGCGCGCACCCAGCGGCGCCGGGCGCCGCAGCCCCGCAGGCGCCGCUGGCGUCGGUGUCCAGUAGCAGCAGCGGCGCCGCUGACGGCUGUGACCCCCUCGAGGGAAUGAUGCGGGAAGAUUCGACGUCCGCCUCGGGCGUUGCAGGACUGGCGCCGGUGUCGGCGCUGACGCCGCGCGCGUUACUUGGUGGUGGUGGUGGGGGCGGCGGGGAUUGGCCUGGCAGUGCCAUCCGGGCGGGCUCAGGCAGCAGCCCACACGCGGGCGCCGGCGGGAUGAGGUCGCGGCCUGUGAGCGGCCUCACGCCGCCGCCUGCAGCGGUGCUGUCGCCGGCUGCAGCAGCAGUGGCGCCGGCGGCGGCAGUCGUGCCCGGCGCGGCGGUCAAGGCGAGCGCGCUGCUGCCGCAGGUGGUCUCGGUGCGAGCCAGCAGCGACUAUGGCGGCCCACAGUCGGGCCCUCCACCGCAGUAAGAGCGACAUUUGAGGGGCGCUCAUGGGCAGCGGUGUCGAGGCCCGGCCCCUGCCUCGUUUGACUGGGUAUCUUACUAUCUUGACUUGGGCGCACCCGUCAUAUGCCGCCUUGCAAGAAAGGCGCGGGGUGUUAGCUGCUGCAGGCGGGCCCUGGAGCGGCUCUGUAGACUUGACGUUGUAGGACGUGACCGGUCAAAGCGUUAGACGAAGACUUGUACAUUGGGGAGAGCGGGGAGAGCAAUGUGCCGGGCACAGAUCUUAAGGCGUGCACUUCGGGGCUGAAACGGCUCGCGUUGAGAGGACUGGCUGGAUUGCAGGUCACGCAGGCGGGGGUGAGUGAUAGACGCAUGCGGAGGAGAGUGGCUAGCAGCGUUAGGGCUGGGUGCAUGUUGCCCGUGUCGGCGCGGUGUCAUUGCCUACCGGCCGUUACGCGCGUGUGCUGAGUACUGUUUCAUCAGGGCGUGCAUGUGCUGGCUAGGUUACUGCUGUGCCGACAUACAAGAGAACUGAACUGUCAUUAUUCAUCCCUGUUCCUGUCAUGCGUUCACCACUAAUUGCCAUAGACUUGUUGCGCAUGAAGGGAGGUGUCUGACGUGUAGCUCGCAAAUUCUUGAUUCCCUUCAUCAAUGGGGCUUAAUGGGGCAGGCAUUGUCGCCAAGCGCCAACCUAGAACAGCCGCAGCAUGCGGAUGCAUGCGAAGUGUAAACCCAGGUUGAGCUU